Lontra canadensis (Northern American river otter) is the source of this 1998-nucleotide messenger RNA. It is a transcript of the gene CCL22, whose product is annotated as C-C motif chemokine ligand 22. Lineage: Eukaryota; Metazoa; Chordata; Mammalia; Carnivora; Mustelidae. Gene Ontology annotation, molecular function: CCR chemokine receptor binding; chemokine activity. Gene Ontology annotation, cellular component: extracellular region. The transcript has 3 exons. The record is from RefSeq and is a predicted model, not a curated record. Gene Ontology annotation, biological process: G protein-coupled receptor signaling pathway; cellular response to tumor necrosis factor; cellular response to type II interferon. The coding region runs from base 100 to 381 and encodes 93 amino acids.
AGUGUCUGAAGCUUGUGGGUGUAGCAAGUGUUUAAAUACCAGACCUCCCUGUCAUCUGGUGAUUACAGACACCUGGACUGGGACACAAAGGACAAGAGCAUGGCCAGCCUGAAGACUCCACUCCUGGCUGCCCUUGUCUUUUUUGCUCUGACACUUCAAACAACUGAGGCGGGUCCUUAUGGCGCCAACGUGGAAGACAGCGUCUGUUGCCGGGAGUACUUCCGUCACCCUCUGCCUCUGCGCAUGAUCAGGUUUUUCUACUGGACUUCAGACUCGUGCCGGAGGCCUGGCGUGGUCUUCCUAACUGUCAAGGACCGGGAGAUCUGUGCUGACCCCAGAAUGCCCUGGGUGAAAAAGAUUCUCCAGAAACUGAGCGCAUGAGGAAGGGCCCUGCCCUGAGGACCGUGGCCUUGGCUCCUCCGGGAAGGCUCACAGAGCCCCACAUCCCCGCCAUCACAGCUGUCCCCCAACACAAGCCCGUGCCAACGAAUCUCUCCACCAUCUUUUAUCUCUGUCCCUGAAGCUGUCACACUCAGACGAGCCUCCACACUGUCCCUCAUCCCACCUCUUAUGCCUCCAACCCAUCCUCUACCCCACCACAGCCAGAGAGGCCACAGUCCUGCUCAGUUACUCCCUGGCUCAAAAACCCUCCCACGGCUCCCCAUUGCCCCAGGCUGUAGUGAAAGCUGGGGAGCCUGACACCUGUCUCCAGCCCUGCCUCACUUCCCUUCGCACAUGUUGGAUCCAGCUCCCUGUUUUCCAAACUCAUGCUGUACAUAUGCUGUCCAGGUCUUUCUCAAGGCUGCUCCCGAUGCCCAGAAUGUCUUCCCAUCACCUGUACCUAUCCAACCCUCCCGGCCCUCUGAGGCAUUGCACAGCCCAAGCAGCCAGAGAUUGAGUUUUGUUUUAGUUUUUGUUUUUUCAGAUGUCCCCUGACCCUCUGCCAUCUCUUAACAGCCCUGAUUGCAGUCUGCCCAGAAUUCUCAGGACUUGGGGGCUUGCCCUCCAGCCCCACUGGCUGGACCAAGGUCCCAUGCCUGAGUUACUUUGUCUCCUGGCCUCUAACACCGAGUGCAGAGCACAGGGCCUGGCUCUGAAUCAGGGCUCAACGAAUGGGUAUAGACUGAAUUAAUAAAAGUAAUGUUCCUCUCCCAGCUCCCAACUCCCACCUCCCAAAGACCCUCACACAUCAAUACAGAGACUCAAGUUCAUCUAGAAAGCAGCCAGCUGAGUCAAUUGGGAAGCCUCAAAUUUGCCCAGAUUCACUUUUCGUCCCCAUUUCAGUUUUGUGUUGGGUCUCUUUACUCUUCUUGUUUUCCUCUAGUCUUGAUUGCUCCUUGAACCUCCAAUACCCAGGCCUGAACUCUUCAGAGUCCCCCCACUUUCCCUCUCUUUUCCCUAAUAACCAGUAACUUAAUUUUCACUAUGGUGUGAAUGACUAUACUUGGCUUGGUAUUAACAAGCUCUAGCUAUAUUUCUAUAAGAAAAGAGGGCAAAUGUUUAAGGGGCCAACUGAAUGAAUGGAAGAAUUUUAGGAACUGUGUGGGAGGGGGACAAGGAGGAGCUUUUCUGGUCCGGGAGUGUGCAGGCAUAGUUAAAUGGAAGAGUCUUGGGUGAAGAUUGUUCUUGGGUGGCAGGGGUCAGCAUAAGGACUGGGAUUUGGGGUUUAUCUGCACUUUUUUGGGGACCACAGAUUCACCAGACAAAAGAAAGAAACUUUACACACAACUUGUUUCUUUCUGAGGUGGCCUGGGGCAGUGCAGGAGGGGGUCAUUGCUCUGGAAUUCUGAGACCGUUGAACCUCUCUGAGCCUCACUUAAAAAUGAGAAUACCAUUCUCUGUGGGGGCUGUGGGGUUAGGUCCAGGACACGGGAAAUAAAAUGCUAACCUACCCCCGGCCCAUGCAUAGUGCCCUCCAGCAUCCUGGGAUUUCCCCUCCCUUCCUGUCCUGACCUUGUCCCUCAGGCCUUCUGAAAAAAUAAAUCCUCUACAACAGUA